UGGCACUCUCCCACACAGACUGCAUUUUACCAUUAAAAUAAUUUAUAAUUCCAAACCACUACAAUUGGAAAUAAUUGAGCCAGAGUUUUGAUCCAGGUAACAUCCAGGUGAACAUAAGCUUCCUACUGUGUGUGUUAAUGUGGCUGGUUUAGGGUCAUGGCCUCAACAAGUGUGACUAGCCACCUGCCUCCAGUCAAGAGUGUGGUUGUUUACAGGAAUGGAGAUCCUUUCUAUUCAGGAAGAAGAUUUGUUGUAAAUCAAAAGCAAAUUUCCACCAUGGAUGCGUUGCUUAAUGACAUCACUCUCAAUAUUGGAGCACCUUUGGCUGUUAGAACGCUCUACACGCCACGCUGCGGUCACAGGAUCUCUGGUCUCACUGACAUUCAACAGGGUGCACAGUAUGUGGCAGCAGGGUUUGAGCGAUUUAAGAAACUGGAUUAUCUGAAUGCAGGAGUGAAGAAAUCUCCAACGUGCAGAGCUGCAGAACAGACUAAAACAUUUAGGCUUAAUGUUUCUGCAAAAUGGAGGAAGGUCAUCAUUCUUCCCUGCAUCAUACAUGUUUUUAGGAACGGAGAUAUCCUCAGUCCUGCCAUGCGUCUCAUCAUUUCCCGCCACUUGCAAAAGAAUCUAGAGCAAAUACUGAGGCUUAUUUCUGAAAAAGCAAUGCUUCGCACAGGAGCUGUGCGCAGACUUUGUACUGUGGAGGGAAUCACAGUGACCUCCACAGAAGAGCUGGAGAGUGGGCAGUGCUACGUUGCCGUGGGAACAGAGAAGUUCAAGAAACUUCCCUAUGUGGAGAUUCUACUGAACAAAGCAAUGGGCAGCAGUGCAGAUAGAUAUUAUGCAGGAGACAGAGGGCAAAAGAGAAACAUGGAGGGUAGGAAGAUGUUUCCUCAGGACAGCCACAGUGACUCCACCCUCUUGGAGUCACCUGAGAGAGAGAGUAGGCGUGUCAGGUCCACAGGAGAUGAGGCAGAAAGAAAAAGCCCCCCUCACCCUGUUAAAAGGAAAGGACGGAAAGGGGAUAAAGACGAGAACUCUGUUUUCUACGCCAGACCUGUGAGAGUCCGCAGACACCCUCCAACAUCAAGAAACCCACCAAGAGCUCCAACAGAUGAGCCCAGUGUGUUUAAAGCCUCUGAUAACAGUAUGAGGGAGGAGGUUCGAGGUGCUGAGGAGGUUCCAGAAGAUGAAAACACAGCUGUAGAGUUGCCGGUUGACCAGAGAGCACCAGAAACUGUGAAGGAUGAGGAGCUUUAUGAAAGAGAUCCAUUUCAAACAGCCGAUAUAAAUCAUAUGCAUUCUCCUGAAGGACAUCCAUCAUCACCUCAUCUCAAUGUGAACGGAGAGAAAGAGCUCAGUGUGUCUGAAAGAGAGACCCAGCUAGGAUAUACAUCCAGAAAACAUGAAAGGUCAACUAGACGAGAUUCAAGAUCUUCAAGAUCAUCAAGAUCAUCAUCACUCUCUGACCAACAAAAUGAAAAAACACAGCAAGAACUUGCUGGUAGAUUCCAUGAGGAACAGCUGGACGGGUAUGCUCAACACCCUCUGCAGACCGAAGAUGAUGCAACGGAGUGA
Triplophysa dalaica is the source of this 1578-nucleotide messenger RNA. RefSeq names its product doublecortin domain containing 2B (gene dcdc2b). Gene Ontology annotation, cellular component: microtubule organizing center; microtubule. The record is from RefSeq and is a predicted model, not a curated record. Lineage: Eukaryota; Metazoa; Chordata; Actinopteri; Cypriniformes; Nemacheilidae. Gene Ontology annotation, biological process: intracellular signal transduction. The transcript has 15 exons. Bases 157 to 1578 code for a protein of 473 amino acids.